Manihot esculenta (cassava) is the source of this 1332-nucleotide messenger RNA. RefSeq names its product translation initiation factor IF3-4, chloroplastic. Lineage: Eukaryota; Viridiplantae; Streptophyta; Magnoliopsida; Malpighiales; Euphorbiaceae. The transcript is spliced from 10 exons. Gene Ontology annotation, molecular function: ribosome binding; translation initiation factor activity. The record is from RefSeq and is a predicted model, not a curated record. The coding region runs from base 106 to 933 and encodes 275 amino acids. Gene Ontology annotation, biological process: ribosome disassembly; translational initiation.
CCCAUGGUGUGACUCUCCCUUCCCUGAAUGGAUAAGAAUUUCUCUCCUCAAAGCUCUUAAGUCGAAGUCAAAACUGCCACUUCUACUGCACACCGAGAAGAAUCAAUGGCUGGGUUCACCAGCACCAGCAGCUUUCCCUUCAAUCCUUUACUUACCCCUUCGACCACCAAAACGACGUCGUCUCUAUCCCCUCUCUCCUCCGGGCUCUUCGGAGUCCGCCUGAAUAUCUCUAAACCCGACUCUCUCAUCUCUGUCUCAUGCGCCUUCCCCACUUCUGUAGUCACCGCCCGUUACGGUGGCUCACGUUCUUACGGCGGUUCGCGACGGUCAAGGCAGAGUGAAUCCGACGACGAGCAGGCUCUUGAUAUAUCUAGCAUUAGGUCAUCUACUGUGAGGCUCAUUGAUCAGCAGCAAAACAUGGUUGGAGUGGUGCCUAAAAGUGAGGCAAUUCAAAUGGCUGAAGAUGCUGAACUUGAUUUGGUGAUAUUAUCACCAGAUGCAGAUCCUCCAGUUGUCAGAAUAAUGGAUUACAACAAAUACAGAUAUGAAUUGCAGAAGAAGAAGAAAGGACAGCAGAAGAAAAGUGCUGCAACUCGCAUGGAUCUUAAGGAACUUAAGAUGGGUUACAACAUUGAUCAACAUGAUUACGAUGUACGAUUGAGAGCUGCUCGGAAGUUUUUAAAAGAUGGAGAUAAGGUUAAGGUCAUAGUGAACUUGAAAGGUCGUGAAAAUGAUUUUAGAAAUAUUGCUAUUGAGCUAAUCAGACGUUUCCAGAAUGAUGUUGGGGAGCUUGCAACUGAGGAAAGCAAGAACUUCAGGGAUAGAAAUAUAUUUAUUACUUUGGUACCAAAUAAGGCUGUGCUAUCAAAAACACAGGAUCCACCAAAGAAAAGAGACAAGUCAGCCGUAAAUGAAGUGUCAGCUGGUGUGUGAGUUCUCUGGGAGUUUUCCUGAGGGGAAUGGUUGGCAGGUUGAUGUAACUAAAAAUUUGCCAUUUUAUGUCAAACACGAGAAGGUCUGAGUUUGCGAGCUUGAGGAAAAGUGAAUGGAAAGGUCAGUCAUGUGUCGGUUCUGGUGAAUCACAAAACCAAUAUGAAAGGAGUAUAAAGUUUUCUCCUGGGAGUAUUGCACACAGAUGAAUGCAUUCAAUCAGCUUAUGGCAAAGCAACAAAGCAGAGAAGUAAGCUGAGAAAGUUGAUCGAGUAAUAUACAUUUUCUUGGUUUGUAUGCCAUGGUUAACUAGAAAUCUUGACAUGAAAAGCUAUUAGUAGGCUGUAAAAGGUGUCAGUAUGUAACUUUGAUUAUAAAAUAAGUUAAUAUUCGUCACCAAAA